CAGAGACCCCGGCCGAGAGACAGACAACUCCUCUGGCAGGAUGCCCACUCCAAACACAGCCACACCUUCAGCCAAGGGCUUCCGCAGGGCAGUGUCCGAGCUGGAUUCCAAACAGGCAGAGGCCAUUAUGUCCCCAAGGUUCAUUGGCCGGCGGCAGAGCCUCAUUGAAGAUGCUCGAAAGGAAAGAGAGGCGGCCGUAGCAGCUGCAGCGGGGGAGGCCUCCGGGGACCCCCUAGACACCAUUGUCUUUGAAGAGAAGGAUGGGAAGGCCCUCCUCAACCUCUUCUUCACCCUGAAGGCAGCCAAGUCCACAUCCUUGUCCCGGGCCCUGAAAGUGUUCGAGACGUUCGAAGCCAAAAUCCACCACCUGGAGACCAGGGCCAACAGGAAGCCAAAGGAGGGCACCUCGGAGCUCGAAUACUUUGUUCGUUGUGAAGUCCACAGCAGCGACCUGGGCACCUUGCUCAGCUCCAUCAGGAGGGUCUCCGACGAGGUGCGCAGCACCAAGGAGGACAAAUUUCACUGGUUUCCCAGAAAGAUCUCCGAACUGGACAAAUGUCACCACCUGGUCACCAAGUUUGACCCAGACCUGGACCUGGACCACCCGGGAUUUUCUGACCAGACCUAUCGCCAGCGAAGGAAGAUGAUAGCAGAAAUCGCCUUCCAGUACAAGCAUGGAGAGCCCAUCCCCCGCGUGGAGUACACAGCAGAGGAGAUCGCCACCUGGAGAGAGGUCUACACCACCCUGAAGAGCCUGUACCCAACCCAUGCUUGCCGAGAGCACCUGGAGGCCUUCCAACUGUUAGAGAGGUUCAGUGGUUACAGCGAGAACAGUAUCCCUCAGCUCGAGGAUGUGUCCCGCUUUCUGAAGGAGAGGACCGGCUUCCAGCUGCGGCCAGUGGCCGGCCUGCUCUCUGCCCGAGACUUCCUGUCCAGCCUGGCCUUCAGGGUGUUCCAGUGCACCCAAUAUAUCCGCCACGCCUCCUCACCCAUGCAUUCCCCAGAGCCGGAUUGCUGUCAUGAGCUGCUGGGGCACGUGCCCAUGCUGGCAGAUCGGACUUUUGCCCAGUUCUCCCAGGAUAUCGGCCUCGCCUCCCUUGGUGCCACCGAUGAGGAGAUUGAGAAGUUGGCCACGCUCUACUGGUUCACUGUGGAAUUCGGGCUCUGCAAACAGAACGGAGAGGUCAAAGCCUACGGGGCCGGCCUCCUGUCCUCCUAUGGGGAGCUCAUCCACUCCCUGUCGGAAGAGCCGGAGAUCCGGGACUUUGACCCCGACGCCGCGGCAGUGCAGCCGUACCAGGACCAAAGCUACCAAUCUGUCUACUUUGUGUCGGAGAGCUUUAGCGAUGCCAAAGACAAGCUCCGGAGCUACGCAACUCGCAUCCGCCGCCCCUUCUCCGUGAAGUUUGACCCCUACACUCUGGGCAUCGAGGUCCUGGACAGCCCCCAGAAGAUCCGGCACUCCCUGGAAGGCGUCCAGGAUGAGCUUCACCUGCUGGCCCAUGCGCUCAAUGCCAUGAGCUAGUGCCCAGGGCCCCCAGCCCCCUCAGCCUCCUCACCCCACCUGUCUCUCUCCUACCUCUGCCCAGAACCUGGUGUGUCGCUUUGUCUCCCCAGCCCCCAUCUCUGAAUCCCACGUGGAUCCCCGGGUUUGGCAUCUAGUAAACGGAGGCAGGGAGUCUGCUGCCUGUCCCACCUCAGAAUUCAACCUGGCGUAGAGAACCCUGGACUUUCACUCUGCAGAGCGGCAUUUAAAUCCCUGCCCCGACCCUCAGGGGCAAGUCACUUCCCUUUCCUGGGCCUGUUUGCUCAUCUGGAAAAUGGGGACAAUUGCACUUGCACUGCCUACCUCCCAGGCGGUUCCCUGGGGACGGAGGAUUCAGAGCUGGGCAGGCCAUCUUAGGGCCCGCUCCAGUUCUUGUGCUCAGGAGAAACCGAGAGACGAGAGGGGAUUUAACCCGAGGGUCCAGGGGGAGAUGGGAGCCAAAUGCGCUUUCCACUGAAUUAGGCUGAGCACAAACUCUGGCUGGCUUCCUGCCCCCAGCCUCAUUAAAAGCAAGCAAACAAACCAAACCAAACCAAACCCGAGAAAGGGGUGUUAGUGGGCCUGGUCUCCAGAAGCCGCCGGGGAUAUUAAAGAAUCCCUGCCUUCGGGGCUCAGCAGGAGCCAGCCCUUCUUCCCUCCCCCCUGGGCCUCUGGAGCGCUCUCCGCCAUUAGCCGAUCGGAAAUCCCACGCCAGCGUCCAGAUCCAGGCCUCCCACGGUCCGUCCCCUCACUGCCCCCUUCGCUUUCUCCUCCCUCUGUCCAAACUGAGGGGCUGAGGUGGAGCCCUGACUCGUUAGGGUUCCUGGGUGCAUCCCUGAGGGCUCUGCUGCCGCUGCUGUGUGUGGGUGUGCGCGCAUUCUCUUCGCUGACUCCCCUUGGGUCCGUAGGGCCCCGCUUAAGUAGUUCCUGGGGUCUAGAGCUGCUGCCGCU
This is a messenger RNA of Dromiciops gliroides (monito del monte), 2476 nucleotides long. It is a transcript of the gene TH, whose product is annotated as tyrosine hydroxylase. The transcript has 13 exons. Lineage: Eukaryota; Metazoa; Chordata; Mammalia; Microbiotheria; Microbiotheriidae. The coding region runs from base 41 to 1525 and encodes 494 amino acids. The record is from RefSeq and is a predicted model, not a curated record. Gene Ontology annotation, biological process: dopamine biosynthetic process from tyrosine; response to ethanol; response to hypoxia. Gene Ontology annotation, cellular component: cytoplasm; axon; perikaryon. Gene Ontology annotation, molecular function: iron ion binding; tyrosine 3-monooxygenase activity.